This is a messenger RNA of Salvia hispanica, 1304 nucleotides long. Its product is annotated as exopolygalacturonase-like. Gene Ontology annotation, molecular function: polygalacturonase activity. NCBI's taxonomy places the organism in Eukaryota, Viridiplantae, Streptophyta, Magnoliopsida, Lamiales, Lamiaceae. Gene Ontology annotation, biological process: carbohydrate metabolic process. The record is from RefSeq and is a predicted model, not a curated record.
UUAAACAGAAAACUACCGAAACAUGCCUUAUGGAAGAGGCAGGAUUUUCAUUAGUGCAUGUAUCGUGCUUCUACUUAUGAUGCAUGAGGUUGGAUGCCAGCCCCAACCUACCGACCACAAAGUUUUUGAUGUUAAAAACUUUAAUGCUGUUGGUGAUGGAACCGAAGAUGAUGCAAUGGCUUUGAUACGAGCAUGGGUAGCAGCAUGUCGGUCAGGUGCAGCGGCAAAGGUUUUGAUUCCUCCUGGCAAUUUCAUGGCGUCGGAAGUUGUGUUUGCGGGUCCUUGCACCGCUACAAAGCCCAUCAUAGUUGAAAUCCAAGGCACUCUCCUCGCCAAUACUGAUCUCAGCUCCUAUUCACAAGGUGCUUGGAUCUCGAUCGAGAGAGUCGACGGCCUCCUCCUCACUGGCCCCGGAACCAUCGAUGGCCGUGGAAAAUCCGUUUGGAAAUACGGCGCCGACAGCGACCUCCCUCUUCUCCCCGUCGCUCUCUCGUUAAAAUCGGUGGAAAAUGCGAAGGUUGGUGAUUUGAAAUUCGUAAACAGCAUGGGUUUCCAUUUAGAGGUUAGAGAUAGCAAAAACAUAGAUAUAAGCAAAGUGGGUAUCACUGCACCUGGUGACAGCCCCUUCACCCACGGAAUCCACCUCACCAAUUCUACAAAUGUUAAGAUAACCGACUCCGUCAUCGGAACUGGAGACGACUGUGUUUCCAUUGACUACGGCACGCAAAGCGUUCUGGUGGCCGGGGUUACAUGUGGCCCUGGUCACGGCCUCAGCGUUGGGAGCUUGGGGAAACUCGUAGACGAAACAAACGUCAACGGAAUCACAGUGACAAACUGCACGCUGGUUAAGACGAAAAAUGGAGCACGAAUCAGAAGCUACCACGACUCUCCGAAGAUCGAAGCUACAAACAUUGUUUUUGAACAUCUAGUGAUGGAGGGAGUCCAAAACCCUAUUUUAAUCGAUCAGCAUUACAACUCCAAGGAUAAUUCACAGCAAUCAAGCGUUAGGCUGAGCGAUAUUCACUUCAGAGAUAUAAGCGGCACGUCGACUUCUCCAAUAGCCAUAAAUUUGAACUGCAGUUCGUUAGUCCCAUGUGAAAAGGUUGAAUUAGCUAAUAUUAAUUUAAAACCAUUUGAUUCCACUAUUAAGCAACUAACUUCUGCAUGUUCAAAUGCGCAAAUCAUCACUCAAGGCCAAAUCUUUCCUUCCAUGCCUAACCGAUGCACUUGAAUGCCAUCUCCAUACCUUUUAUCUCGACACUAAUUUCAUAUUCGUUUAAUUCUGAUUAUUUGUAAAUGAAGAA